AUGGGAUGGACGUAUGGGAUGAAUGAAGUGAUUAUACUGGUUUCUGGGUCACUGUAUCAAUGUUCCCUUCCCUAUCAGCGAGCUAACCUUACUACGCCACCUGGAUUCUUCAUAAAACUUUCGUCACUCCCGUGGUUGGGAAUGAGGGCGUGGGCAGAGACCUUCGUACCGAAGUUCAAGAUCCUCGGGGUUUAUGAAGGACUUAUUCACACUGUAGACCGGGAUGAUGAUUCUAUAUAUUCCCAAAAGGUAGAAAAACAGGGGACCGAUGGUACCUAUAACAUAGAUGCAGAAGACCCAUCCUGUAGUAACUGGUUACGAUUUGUGAACUCUCCCGCCAAAUAUCAGCAAGAAAAUGUCAUCCCUAUAACGUGCGAGGGCAUCAUCUUCUAUAUGACAUCACGUGUCGUAGAACCGAGUGAAGAGCUUCUGGUCUGGUAUGGGGACGGAUAUGGGAGGUUUUUAGGGGUAAACCGUAUACAUCCGGAAGUUGAUCUGAAUGGGUCUUUUGCAUUCCGUGCAAAUGUUUUGACAUUUGACAAUGAAAGACUAAUUUUUGAUAAUUGGACACCUGUGACGUAUCAGAACUUGAAUCCAAACGACGAGGGUGAGACGGCAGUUGAUCCUAUCUUUGGCCUCCUUUUGACUUAUCAUAACGACGGUAGGUGGCGCUGGGUUACUGAAAGGAAUUACACGUACUAUACAGGAGAAGACGGACUAAAACUUCCCUUUAUUUGUGAGGAUUCUCCGUUUUAUUUGGAGCCGGAAGAGUGUUCUAUUACGUAAUGUUUCAUUGUUUUAAAAUGAAAAUAAACUUUUGCCACCAUUA
This is a messenger RNA of Saccostrea echinata, 829 nucleotides long. RefSeq lists its product as uncharacterized. The transcript is spliced from 4 exons. Bases 1 to 786 code for a protein of 261 amino acids. Gene Ontology annotation, cellular component: nucleus. The record is from RefSeq and is a predicted model, not a curated record. Lineage: Eukaryota; Metazoa; Mollusca; Bivalvia; Ostreida; Ostreidae. Gene Ontology annotation, molecular function: protein binding.